AUGUACCACACGUACCCUCCAAGUACCAGCUCCACCAAUGGCACCAAUGCGAUCAUCUACGUUUCAGAUAUCUAUGGUGUCCCACUCUUACAGAACAAGCUCCUUGCCGACUCUCUCGCCCGGGCGAACUACACAGUCAUAAUGCCGGAUCUCUUCAACGGCGACGCCAUCCCCGUGAGCUCGCCAGAAGGACCCGCGCUGAACCUUACAGAAUGGCGAACGCGCCAUGCGCCAGCUGAAAUUGAUCGCAUCGUUGGCUUGACGCUUGACUACAUGCGCAACGAGCUCGGCUUCAAGAGGGUCGGCGGUGUGGGAUACUGCUUCGGCGGAAAGUACGUUCCACGCUUCCUCGCGCAAGGGAAGGGCGUCGAUGUUGGGUUCAUUGCGCAUCCGAGUAGCUUGGAAACGGUGGAGAUUCAGGGCAUUGCUGGGCCGAUUAGUAUUGCUGCUGGAGAGCUGGAUGCCGCGUUCAAUGUCACCGGAAGGCAUACUGCUGAAGACAUCUUGCAGAAGAAGAACGCGACCUAUCAGACGAAUUUGUACUCUGGGGCUCCGCACGGCUUCGCCGUGCGACCGGAUCUGAGCAAUGCGCGCCAGAAGUAUGCGAAGGAGGCUGCGUUUGUACAGGCGGUUUCGUGGUUUGAUGCUUGGCUUUGA
Messenger RNA from Trematosphaeria pertusa, 657 nucleotides. RefSeq names its product alpha/beta-hydrolase. The transcript has 3 exons. Gene Ontology annotation, molecular function: hydrolase activity. NCBI's taxonomy places the organism in Eukaryota, Fungi, Ascomycota, Dothideomycetes, Pleosporales, Trematosphaeriaceae. The record is from RefSeq and is a predicted model, not a curated record. The coding region runs from base 1 to 657 and encodes 218 amino acids.